Molecule: messenger RNA, 1246 nt
Organism: Alnus glutinosa
Lineage: Eukaryota; Viridiplantae; Streptophyta; Magnoliopsida; Fagales; Betulaceae
Product: glycerophosphodiester phosphodiesterase GDPD4
Exons: 9
Coding region: 25-1038 (337 amino acids)
Biological process (GO): lipid metabolic process
Molecular function (GO): phosphoric diester hydrolase activity
Source: RefSeq, a predicted model, not a curated record
GAGAGAGAAAGAGGGAGCACAAAAAUGGCGAUCCCAAUGAGACCGGGAAGGAGACAACGAGGGGAGCGAUUCCUACAGAGGCAAUUCGGUGGGCACGGUGGUGGAUUCCUCCAUCGCAUCAGAUUAAGAUAUUCCUCGCAAAGACUCUUUCGUACGAUUAUCAUAAGCCUAGCCUUCAUCGCUACCGUGCCUCCCAUUUUCUUCCACUUCCGACUCAGGGGCUUCCACCAGAUGCAACAAAGAAAGUGCGGCUGGCUGAAUGAUCCUCCGCUUGUAUGUGCUCACGGAGGUGACUCAACUAAGGCCUUCCCCAACACGAUGGCUGCGUAUCGUAUCGCACUUCGUUCUCAUGUAGACUGCAUUGAGAUUGAUGUUUCUCGUUCCUCAGAUGGGGUUUUGUUCGCGCUGCACGAUAGGGAUUUGCAGCGGAUAUCUGGAAACAGUACUUUUAAAGUAGGGCACUUGAGCAUGAAAGAGAUAAAAGAGCUAGGCAGUGCUCAUCAAUCUGCACAGAAGUUUCAUGAUGAAAGAAUUCCUACCAUUGAAGAUGCUUUGACGUUGAUAUCAAGUUCAGUUCGGCAAGUGAUUCUAGAUGCUAAGGUUGGGCCUCCAUCAUACGAAAAAGGGCUUGCAAAGGAUAUUCUUUCUGUUGUUGAAAGAACAAAGUGUUCAAAUUGCCUCAUAUGGGCUAAAAGUGACAAUUUGGCGAGGGAUGUAAUUAAACUAUCACCGCAUACUAUGGUGGGCUACAUUGUCAUGAAGGAUCCUUCUACUGGGGCUAGAACCAACUUAUUGAGGAUGAAAGGUGCUGGAGUCGUUGGUGUCUAUCACCCUUUGAUUGAUGAAAUGCUUUUGAAAAUUCUGCAUGGGAGGAAUAAAAAAGUCUAUGCCUGGACUGUUGAUGAUGUGGAUUCCAUGCAAAAGAUGUUGUUUGAGCGAGUGGAUGCUGUUGUUACAAGCAACCCUACUCUACUUCAACGUCUAAUGCAAGAUACUAGAACACAAUGUCUUGAGGAAGGUUUUUCCAUGUCACAAUGACAUUCAUUCAUUUCGAGUACAGAACCUUUUCUGUGAAUGUCAGAAUAUUUUGAAAUACCAUUUAGCCUUCAUGAAUUUACUUAUACUACUGGAUUUAGAAUAUUAUCCCGGACUAUGAUUGUAUUGACACGUUCACAUGCAUUUAUAAUCAUGAGUGAAUCAUCUUUAUCCACAACUUGUAGUUGAUGACAAUGGACCUUUUUUGAUA